UAAACCCCCCAAAAACCCACCCUACAAUGAAAGAAAUAGAAAAUGGAAGAAUAUCUCACCACUCCUCCAUGCCUCUUGUUUCCAGGUUGGAUCAUUUGGAUUUCAUUAUGAAAUAUUUAGAAGGGAAAAUAAGUUUGCAGAAAGGAAUGGAAAAGGCACGCUUGCCAUUAGAUUUGGCAAUGAGGGAAGCUUACUUCAAAGGCUCCUUGUUGGACAGGGUGACGUCUCUUGAACAUAGAGUUUUUCAGCUAUGUUUGGAUUUGGAAUUUAGUAGCACAUCCAGCACUUCAACAUCCACAUCUGGUUAUGCAUCUUCCAGCCGAGGAGGAUCCAGAGGGCAAUCCAUACCUCGUUCCUUACCAACCUUCACCAACCCAAAUCAAUUUCAUAAACAGGAAUCCCGUCAACCUCUGCUUUCCAGGUCUGAAAUUCAGGAAGAGUCUGAAACGCUGCUACUGCAAAAAGACCCGAAACCUCUUAAGCAACAAGUUGGGAACAAAAGGAGCAACAAGAAAGACAAGAUAUGCGGCAAAAGUGGGAAAAAGACAUCUCUCAAAUGGUCACAUUGGAAAAUAUUGGGUUGCUAAUUAACCUGCCUUUCUUUCUAGUUUGCUUUCCGUUGACAUACUUGGAUGUUCCAAUUUCAAUUUCUUAAUGAAUUUUGUCCUCUUGGUUGCAAUGAAUUAUUAAGAUCUUGUCGGUGUAUUAGGAAAGGAAA
This is a messenger RNA of Gossypium arboreum, 718 nucleotides long. RefSeq lists its product as uncharacterized. Bases 27 to 587 code for a protein of 186 amino acids. Lineage: Eukaryota; Viridiplantae; Streptophyta; Magnoliopsida; Malvales; Malvaceae. The transcript has 4 exons. The record is from RefSeq and is a predicted model, not a curated record.